UACCAAGAAUUCAAAGUUCAACAACACACAACACAAUUACACAACAGCACCAGCUACCACUACCAAUCCAAAUAUCUCUGCCUCUCCCUGCAUCUUCCCAACAUCUUUGGAACUCCACCAACAAACCAACAUGCCAACAAUCUCCAAUUUCUACACCAUGCAAGAAGCAUCUCUGCAUAACACCAAAGAUGAUUGCUGGAUCGUUGUCGAUGGAAAGGUAUACGAUGUGACGCAAUAUUUGGAUGAUCACCCUGGUGGAGAUGAUGUACUCAUUGCCGCAACUGGGAAAGAUGCAACAGAUGAUUUUGAAGAUGCUGGCCACAGCAAAACUGCAAGAGAACUUAUGGCGGAGUAUUAUAUUGGUGAGCUUGACACAUCACCACCUCCACUUUCCACCAAGGAACCUGUUUCUGAAAAGUUCAUGCAGCUGAGAAAGCAAUAUUUGGCUGCUUCCAUGGCCCUAGUUGGUAUCUCAGUGAUUGUUGGUUUCUUAUACUUACGUAAGAAGUAAAAUACAUUAGUUUACAAGGCAAUUCUUUUCCAUUGUUGCUACUGCUACUGAAGCAUUGUCGCAAAUUUUGUAUUGCUGAAAGCAUAGAAAUUAUAAGAAAACUAGCUUAUCUUAAAACAUAAAUAGUAAUCGAUUCUAUGCUGCACAUUACAUUGAAGUACUGAUCAAAGAAUGGAUGAUCAAGCAUGUUUCUUGCGGUUUUGUUGAUUA
Lotus japonicus is the source of this 721-nucleotide messenger RNA. Its product is annotated as cytochrome b5. The transcript has 3 exons. Gene Ontology annotation, cellular component: intracellular membrane-bounded organelle; membrane. NCBI's taxonomy places the organism in Eukaryota, Viridiplantae, Streptophyta, Magnoliopsida, Fabales, Fabaceae. The record is from RefSeq and is a predicted model, not a curated record. Bases 131 to 511 code for a protein of 126 amino acids. Gene Ontology annotation, molecular function: heme binding.